GGAGAGGUACAAGAAUUCAGAGCCCUACUACCGUCCAACCAGCUCUGCAUUGCAGGCCAGUGUCGAAGCUCGCUCUGACCUCUUGUAUUCGUGUUCACAUCGAGUUUAUCGACGUCGUCGUUGAACGCGAGACAAUGGGGGAGGCACUGGAUCCGUACUACGUCCGCUGGUUCAAGCGGUCCACCUACAUCCUCCGCAUGGUGCUCGGCUAUUCGGCGCCCCUCUUUUGCGUGCCGCUCAUCGAAGUCGGCGACAAGAGUCUGCGCUGCCUGUACGUGCUGAUAGUGACGUACGAGCAGCUGUUGUUCGGCACCGUGCACCCAGGCGUCGCCAGCUUCCUACCGUUCGUGUAUCUACCGUUGCUCGAGAUAGACACCAUGUCUGAAGUCUGCAACAAUUAUUUCACGGAGCUGUUCUUCACGUGCUUUGGGCAGUUGGCGUACACCGCGGCGAUGACGACGAGCGGCCUCUGUCACCGGCUCGCCCUCUGGUCGCUGCGACACAUGGCGUACGGCAUCGAGCUCGGGAUAUUCACCCUGAUGGCCGUCUCCAUGGCCAUCUCCUUCUGGGUGGACAACGCGAUCGCCACGCUGACCACAGUGUCCGUGGUCAACGAGACGUUCGGCAUCAUACAGAGGAACACCUACAUCCGCAUGACGCAGGACACUUCCUUCAGGGAGCUGAACAUGAGUUCCAGCAAUAGCGGAGAAGACAACAUCCCUAUCACAGAAGAGUUGGCUGACGAAUUCACGAAGUUGGACCGUAUGCGGCAAACCAGCCUGAUUGGAGUCGGCUUUUGUGCCACGCUAGGCGGCAUGGGACUACUGUCGGGUCACGUGAUCAACUACUACCUCCUCGGCUACAUCAGAGACGAAUACGGCCCGCUGGUCAUCACUCCGCUGUCUUGGUGUGUGUUCCACCUUCCACUGUGCUUCAUGCUACUCGUAGCCACGUGGGCUGUGCUUCACUUCCUCGCGCUGGGCAACUCGGUGGCAUCGAGAUACCGAGAGAAUAUCGACGAAGACCUACAGAAAGCCAUCAACGAGCAAGUCGAGGCCCUGGGCCCGCUGAAGCUGCACGAGGGCGGCGUACUCUUGAACUACAUCCUGCUGAACGCCCUUCUCUUCAUGGGCAGCGGGUUCACGCACGAAGUCAACAAGCGUUCCGGCAUAUCCGUGUAA
Messenger RNA from Dermacentor silvarum, 1181 nucleotides. RefSeq names its product sodium-dependent low-affinity dicarboxylate transporter 1. Gene Ontology annotation, biological process: monoatomic anion transmembrane transport; citrate transport. The record is from RefSeq and is a predicted model, not a curated record. Gene Ontology annotation, molecular function: citrate transmembrane transporter activity; succinate transmembrane transporter activity. Gene Ontology annotation, cellular component: membrane. NCBI's taxonomy places the organism in Eukaryota, Metazoa, Arthropoda, Arachnida, Ixodida, Ixodidae. The coding region runs from base 135 to 1181 and encodes 348 amino acids. The transcript has 9 exons.